CGUCGUUUAUCAAUAGAAAUAUAGAAUCCUCUCUCUCUCUCUCUCGCAUAGAGAAAAAUCUCUGGUAAAAAUAGUCUCCAAUUACACAAUUUUGAUUUUGGAGCUCCACUUUUCACGGGAAUACAGAUUGUACGCAAUACCCUCAAGGGUUGUGGUUUUAAUCACCUUAAAACUUCUGUUUCUUCUUCUUCAUCGCUAAUUCGCUCCCCAGCUUUUUAUUGCUUUGGGAUCUCAGGAUCUUGAGUGUCUCUUGAAGGUUUGCUGUUUUUGAGGCUUGAAACCCAGAAAGGAGUCAUGGGUAUUCGAUCUUUUUUCGCUUGGAAAAGGAAGAGCAAGUCGGUGCCGAACUCCCCUCGAGGGAACUCGGCUGUUUCGAGAUCGUCGUCCGUGAACUCGUUGGUGAAUUCGAAAAGCCAGAUCGAGGAACUGGAGCAUGUUUUUAAGAGAUUUGAUGUGAAUGGGGAUGGGAAGAUUUCUUGGUCCGAACUAGGUUCAAUCAUGGGGAGCUUGGGACACCCUGCGACGGAAGAGGAAUUACAGAAGAUGGUGGAGGAGGUGGAUUCGGACGGCGAUGGGUUUAUUGAUUUGAACGAGUUUAUUGAGUUGAACACGAAAGGGGUUGAUUCUUUGAAGGUAAUAGAGGAUCUGAAGAACGCGUUCAUGGUGUUUGAUAUCGAUCGUAAUGGGUCCAUAUCACCGGAGGAAUUGCAAACGGUGUUGAAGAGUUUGGGGGAUGACAGAUGUUCGAUUGCGGAGUGUAAGAAGAUGAUUCGUGGGGUGGAUUGUGAUGGAGAUGGGUUGAUAAAUUUUGAAGAGUUCAAGAUUAUGAUGAUGGGUUCGGGCUCCGACUCGUCUUCACGAGCAACUUCAAUGGCAACGCUGCAAAGAGUGAUGGUGAGAAGCGAUGGAUGACAAUGUCUUCGUCAGAUUUCUUCCUCUUCUGUUCUCUUUGAUUUUUUUAGCGUAUUCCCUGGUUUCAUCAUUCAUUUUGAAAUUGGGUUCCAUGAGAACAUCAACCGGGGGAGGUUAUAAUUUUGCUUUCUGUAUACUCAACAGAUGAUCUUUUGAUCUUUCUUUCCUUUCUUGUUUGUUGAAAGCUAAAACCAAGUUAAAGAAUUCGUUCUCUUUCUCUGUGUGGCAGUAAUUAAUGGAGUUUCUACUUUCUUGUUUGCUGUUUUUCAACAUAUUUUAGUGCAGAGUGUUCUUCACUUUCAACUUUUGAAGAUCGGCCUGUGAUUCUUUUUACCAGAACUUCUACUCUUUACUCAGACCAGUUCCUGUUUU
Molecule: messenger RNA, 1284 nt
Organism: Nelumbo nucifera (sacred lotus)
Lineage: Eukaryota; Viridiplantae; Streptophyta; Magnoliopsida; Proteales; Nelumbonaceae
Product: EF hand calcium-binding protein family
Molecular function (GO): calcium ion binding
Source: RefSeq, a predicted model, not a curated record